AUGGCAAGCGAGCUUUUAUCUCCCCGACACACGCGCAAUCGCGGGGAGGAAGGAUAUCGCACACCGACGAUCGAAGACACACAGAAUGAUCUCGGGGCGUUUCCAUUCCCAUCUAGAGGGGGCCAAGUGCGCGAGGCGCAUACUUCGGCUCUUGAGGCGCUGAACCAACCUUCGUAUCAACGGGCUGAAGCGCACGGCAACAAAGAGAAACGCCGGCGACGGGAAGUGGACUGGGCUACGGCGAAAAUCGGAUGGAAAGGCCGGCUUCGUCACUUCACAUGGGCCUAUUUCACAUUGACCAUGGCCACGGGAGGGAUUGCCAACGUUCUGUACUUUAUUCCCUAUAGAUUUCGCGGCCUGGAGACGAUUGGCAUCAUAUUCUUCCUUCUCAACUUGGUUUUCUACGUUAUAAUCUGGUGUCUGCUGCUUACGCGCUUUUACUUAUACCCUUACACGUUCAAAGCAUCGUUCUUGCAUCCGACGGAGUCUCUGUUUGUUCCUGCAUCGUUGGUUUCCUUUGGCACGAUCCUGAUCAACAUCUCGCAAUAUGGACCCGACCAUACCGGUCCGUGGCUCACGUACGCGGUGGGAAUUCUCUUCUGGAUUGACGCCGCCCUAGCCGUCAUCUCUUCUGCAGCCAUAUAUCUAAUCCUGUGGUCAACGCAGACGUUCACGAUCGCUCAGAUGACACCAAUCUGGAUCUUCCCCGCAUAUCCUAUGCUAAUCAUCGGCCCCCACGCGGGAGUCCUAAGCUCGACCCUCGAACCCUCUCGCGCUCUCCGCAUUAUCAUUGGGGGCACCACCAUUCAAGGCGUGGGGUUCCUUGUCUCACUGAUGGUCUACUCCGCCUUCAUCUAUCGGCUCAUGUCCCAAAAGCUUCCUCGGGAGAACGUCCGCCCCGGAAUGUUUGUAUCCGUGGGUCCCAGUGGCUUCACCGUGUCGGGCAUCGUCAACAUGGCGUCUCACGCGAAACGAAGCUUUCCCAGCGAUUUCAUGGGCAACGGGCCUCUAGCAGCGGACAUUGUGAAGGUGGUCGCGGAUUUCUCGUGUUUAUGGCUCUGGGGGCUAGCGCUUUUCUUCUUCUUCAUCGCGAGCUUCGCGCACUGGUCGGCGAUCGGGCCGGGAAAGAUGGUCUUCUCGAUGGCGUGGUUCUCGUUCGUUUUCCCGAACACAGCAUUGAUCACGGCGACCUUUGCGAUCGGGAAGGCUUUCUCCUGCAAGGCGAUCAACAUCAUCGGAUGUGUGAUGGUGCCGCCUCUGAUUCUGAUGUGGCUGUUUGUGUGCUACAUGAUGGUUCGGGCGAUCGUGACGCGGCAGAUCCUCUGGCCGCAGAAGGGCGAGGAUAAGGAUGAAGGUGGAUUCGAGAUCCGUCAGAUCAAGCCCGAGUCAGGGCAGAGUACACCUUCUGAAGAGGUCUGACUGCUUAGGCUAUCUCCGGUUCGAUAUAAAUAUACCUGUGAGAUAUGAGUAUAUACUAGACACUUAGAAGUUAUGAGCUAUGAUACUUACAUG
Messenger RNA from Aspergillus fijiensis CBS 313.89, 1512 nucleotides. RefSeq names its product putative C4-dicarboxylate transporter/malic acid transport protein. The record is from RefSeq and is a predicted model, not a curated record. NCBI's taxonomy places the organism in Eukaryota, Fungi, Ascomycota, Eurotiomycetes, Eurotiales, Aspergillaceae. Gene Ontology annotation, molecular function: malate transmembrane transporter activity. The coding region runs from base 1 to 1419 and encodes 472 amino acids. The transcript is spliced from 4 exons. Gene Ontology annotation, cellular component: membrane. Gene Ontology annotation, biological process: malate transmembrane transport.